CGAAGGUCUUUGUAAAAUAAAAAAAGAUGAGAAAGUUGGGUUUAGUGCAGUGAUAUGUUGUGUUUUAAUUUUUAAAGAACAAGUAUAUUAUCACAAACAUUUAAAAAAAGUACAUACAUAUUUGUUCUAUACACAUAUCUAAAAAGCAUACAUCACGUUUUAAGUUCAGAAUUUCACAUUUAGAUACAUAUAUUUUAACUGUUUUGUUUACAAUAUGAUUGUGCAAAAAUCUCCAGAGCCUCAUGAAAAACCAUUCGCUUGUACGGCGAAGGGCUGCGACAUGACAUUUACCAAUAAAGACCACCUAGAAUGGCACAAUAAAAAGCACGAAUUGAUGCUGAAUCUGAGCAGCAAAAACAACAACGAAAUUGCAGACCAAACUCCUACACCGACAAGAUUUAUCAGAAAUUGCGAGGAAGUUGGACUUUUCCAGGACUUGCAAAACGUGAAUCCCUUCGAUGAGAUAUUUAAAAAAGCCGCGGAUCUGGCUAAAAACGGCGUUACAAUUGAAUUCCAGUCAAAUAAUUCUAAUGAUACCUUACACACUCCACAUAUUUUACCGCAUAUUACUGACAAUCAUUUAAAAACUCCCACAGUGAAUAACAAAAACGAUAGUGACUGUGAACCCUUCGAUUUUACAACGAACAAUUCUGAUUCAAACGAUUCCAUGAUGGUAAUCGACUUGGAAAACAGUUCAGACGAGAAAACCGUGCAGAAUGAAGAAAAAAAUCGGAAUAUUAAGAAACAAAUCAAAGAAAAUUUGCUAAACAAAAAAAUGCCUCUGAUCAAAGUUGUUCCUUUACACGAUUUGAGAGGCGAAAGAAACAACAAUGAAAAUAUAUCAAAGUCAACUAGAACAGAAAUUGUAAGGGAAAUGAAUAGGGCUGCUCAGAUUAGAUGUAGGAAAAAGAAGAAGCAGGUGUGGAAGGAGAUGGAGCAAGAAAUCGCAUCUCUGAGAGAAGAGAAUAAGAGACUGAAGUUUGAAUUAGUGGCUUUGAGGUUGGAGCAUGAUAAAUGUAAAGAAAAUGCAAGGGAUAGCGGUUCAAUAUCGUUAAUGGCGACAACACUAGAAACAUCACGAACAUCGAAUCCAGAAUCAAAAAUCACAUCACCAAUACAAAUGCCAUUGGUAAUUCAAAUUAUACCAAAUACUUUGAUAGUACCCACAGCUGCAGAUCCAGAAGAUGAUGUUGAGACGUUGACUUCUCAAGAAGUUGAAACUGAAAAUCAGACCAAGACUAAAAUUAAGCGGUCAUUUAGAAAAAUCGCUCCUAGGAUACAAAUUAAAAAUAGUUAGUGAUUUUACUAAAAAUAAGACUAAAAAUACACUGUUGCCAUAAUAUUGUGAAAUGUAUGACAGAUACAGAGGUGCCAUCUCCAGAUUUAUUUAGUAGGUUUUUUCCAGAAGCAAGUUCUAAACUUUUCAAGCAGGCUUAGUUAAUUCUCAUAAUAUUUCAAGCAAGCGAAAUUUAAUAAUAUCAAAUUCAACCAAAAUGUUUCGUUUCCUAAUCAUUAAUUUGACAUCAAACUGCUUUCUUUUGGCGUGAUUAGAUUCUAUAGAAAUUUUAUCCGAAUAGAACCAUUGUCGAUUAUUCGAUUAACUCCAGAAACCAUUAAAGGUCGGUCCAGUCAUUUUGUCUCAAUUGCCCGGUGUCAUUUUCUUAAUAUGUCUUCAUUCAAUACUUCCCGUUGUGGUAACUUUUUAACCGACUUCAAUGUCUUCUCAAUGUGUCAAAAUAUUUUUUUUGUGUAUUUUCAGCGAUAAUUCUUUACCACGUUUUCCGAUUUCUAAGAUUCUUUUUUGUUAGAAAGGGGUUACCUUGGGGGGUGGUCCCAUAUUAAGUUGGUCAGGAUCUGAUGAUGGGAUCCAUGAGAAAAUCAUCAAACUCUUCAUAUUUGGAGUUGAUUUUUUAACAUUACUUUUAUAACUGGUAAUUUAUUGUUAGUCGUUUUACUGUAAAUUUGUAAAGCCGAGAGUACUCAGCGUAAUCAAAAAAUAAUUUUUAUACAUUGAUGUGUUCGAAUCAUCCUUCACUUCAUGUUUAGUAUAUACACACCAUUCCCAGUUUUAGUUAUAUAGUUACAAUUUGUUUGGAAAGCAUUAACUCUUUCCACUUGUGACGUCAUGAUUUAGGCAGUCUAUUAAUCGAAAGAAAUAUACGACCCAACUUGGCAACAGUGUAUUUCAUUACCAACUGGUACACGCUCAAAAGUAAAAUUACUAUAAUGCAAACACAAACGUCACAAUCAUAGACCUAGGAUACAUAGAGGGAUCUUAAGAAAGAGGCAGACUACAUAUUCAAUGUUAAGCUGAUGUCUCUCUAAUAUAUUGCCGAG
Psylliodes chrysocephalus is the source of this 2337-nucleotide messenger RNA. NCBI's taxonomy places the organism in Eukaryota, Metazoa, Arthropoda, Insecta, Coleoptera, Chrysomelidae. The record is from the annotation of a GenBank genome assembly.